Molecule: messenger RNA, 855 nt
Organism: Monascus purpureus
Lineage: Eukaryota; Fungi; Ascomycota; Eurotiomycetes; Eurotiales; Aspergillaceae
Source: the annotation of a GenBank genome assembly
AUGAAAUUCUUCUCCCUUCUGCCGCUAUGUGCGCUCCUGGCCAUCGUAGCAGGGAGUGUCAAUGGCGAUGCAGAUUUUAUGAGCGUGAGAACCGGCCUAGCAAAGGACUACAGUGGCAAGGGAGGUGAUCCAGCCGAGAAGUAUUUUCAUGAAUCCACAUUCCAUUACCACUACGAUGGGCGAUUUGCCUCGAAAACCCUCCCCCAAUCGGAGACACACCCCUACUUGACUGCUCUCAUACAGACGUACCUAUCGACCAUGCAAGAUAUCGGUGCCGAAACCUGGAUUAUGCACGGGACGCUCCUAGCAUGGUGGUGGAACCAGAAGAUCUUCCCAUGGGACAGCGACUUGGACGUCCAAGUCUCGGAAGCUACCAUUCAUUUUCUUGCCGAAUACUAUAACAUGACGGAACACCAUUUCAAACUCCCCGGAGUACCGGGCGGCCGCACAUACCUAUUAGAAAUCAACCCGCACUAUGUCAUUCGCUCUACCGAGGAUACAAAUAAUAUGAUCGAUGCGCGAUGGAUCGACACCUCGUCCGGAUUGUUCAUCGACAUCACGGCCGUGCGCAAGGAUGACGAGAAGAGAAAUGAAGGCAACCCGGGCGCCCUGAUGUGCAAGGAUGGCCACCGAUACGAUGAAAAUGAUAUCUUCCCUCUCCGUGAUAGUCGCUUCGAAAACAUCCCCGUCAAGAUCCCAUAUGAAUAUACCAAGCUCCUGCGGGAAGAAUAUGGCGCUGGAUCCAUGACGAAUACUAAAUUCGGAAAUUUUCGGUUCAAUGAAGGAACGAAGCUCUGGGAGCGAGUAAAACAUCGCAAGUUAGGUAUGGGGAGAACCCCCCCGCCGAGUCAGUGA